AUGCUCAUCCAGUACAAGCGACAACUUUCCCGUAGUCUUCCUUCACAUCGCCUUCGCUACGAAGGUAAUCAUGGGAGAGAGAACCCUCCCUUGGGUGAAACGGAUGCAGAUGCAGAUGCUAGCAGGAUAGUAUACGCGAAUACGAAAACAGAGGAUAAGAAGAGCGAAAAGCGCAUUUUGAUACUCUUGGGGUUCUAUUUCAACCGCGUCGGCGUUCCGGUGCCUCCCCGUGCAGGCGGCACCCCGCUACUUGUAUGUCGUGGAGGAUGGAGGUGCGACGGCGGAGUGUAUGUCACGGUGGUGGCGGCUGCAGCGACACGCAGGAGCGGAAUGGAGGGCGUGUGCGCCAUGCGCUCCAUGUAG
Messenger RNA from Psilocybe cubensis, 363 nucleotides. RefSeq lists its product as uncharacterized. The transcript is spliced from 2 exons. Lineage: Eukaryota; Fungi; Basidiomycota; Agaricomycetes; Agaricales; Agrocybaceae. The coding region runs from base 1 to 363 and encodes 120 amino acids. The record is from RefSeq and is a predicted model, not a curated record.